Molecule: messenger RNA, 2099 nt
Organism: Populus trichocarpa (black cottonwood)
Lineage: Eukaryota; Viridiplantae; Streptophyta; Magnoliopsida; Malpighiales; Salicaceae
Product: disease resistance protein RPV1
Biological process (GO): signal transduction; defense response
Molecular function (GO): ADP binding
Source: RefSeq, a predicted model, not a curated record
AUGGCUUCUGGGAAAUAUCAAGAAUCCUCAUUUUCACGGUUCUCUAAUUGUAAAUAUCAAGUGUUCUUGAGUUUUAGAGGUGAAGACACCCGCAAAAACUUUACCGAUCACCUCUAUGGGAUUCGCACAUUUAGAGACGAUGAUGAAAUUGGGAGAGGAGAAAAUAUCAAGUCAGAGCUCCAACAGGCAAUACAACAAAAAAAAAUAUAGAUAAUUGUGUUCUCCAAAGCAUAUGCUUCAUCGCUGUGGUGCCUGGAUGAACUUGUAAUGAUCAUGGAACGUAAGAGGAAUACUGACUGCAUAAUUUUGCCGGUCUUCUAUCAUGUGGAUCCAUCUGAAGUUAGAAAUCAAACAGGGAGCUUUGCUGCAGCAUUUGUGGAUCAUGAAAAGCGCUUCAAGAAGGAGAUGGGGCAAGUGAAUGGGUGGAGGAUUGCUUUGAAGGAAGUUGCAGAUUUAGGAGGAAUGGUUUUAGGAGAUGGGUAUGAGGCAGAGCUUGUCCAAUCUAUCGUGGAGAAGGUCUCAAAGAAUCUGGAUCGUAAAAUAUUUCAUGUCCCCCUUCAUUUCAUUGGAAGAGAUCAUCUGGUAAAAUAUAUCAACUCAUGGUUGCAAGAUGGCACCCAUGGUGCUGCUAUUGCUAUACUCUAUGGGAUUGGUGGAGUUGGGAAGACAGCCAUAGCAAAGACUGUUUAUAACCAGAACUUUCAUAAAUUUGAAGGCAGGAGCUUUCUAUCAAAUGUUAGAGAAAGGUCAAAAGAAUCCAAUGGUGCAGUUUGUCUACAGAGGCAACUUCUUUCUGAUAUCCUAAACAAGACUGCUGAUGAGAUACAUGAUGUCGAUGAAGGGAUUAUAAAGAUUAAGGGUGCAUUAUGUUGCAGAAGAACUCUUAUUGUUCUCGAUGAUGUAGACAAAUGGUACCAAUUCAAUGCAAUUGGUGGCAUGCAAAAUUGGCUUUUCCAAGGAAGUAAAAUCAUUGUAACAACUAGAAAUAAGGCCCUACGUGUUAUUGGUUCCUCAUUGUCCGAAAAAAGUAGAGAAGUAUGGGAAAGUGCAUUGCAUGAAAUAGAGGUGAUUCCGAAUUUUCAAGUUCAAAAGGUUCUUGCAACAAGUUACGACUCUCUUGAUGAUGAUUAUCAGAAGAACUUAUUCCUUGAUAUUGCUUGUUUCUUGAAUGGAAAGGAUUACAAUUAUGCAGUUAGGAUACUAGAUGGACUCGGUAUAGGUGUAAGAUUUAGGAUUGACAAUCUCAUUAAUAGAUGUCUAGUAGAAAUUGUCAAAAUACAAAAUGAUAAAAAGUUAUGGAUGCAUCAACUCAUAAGAGAUAUGGGAAGGGAAAUUGCUCGUCAAGAAUCACCCAAAUGUCAAAGAAUAUGGCAUCACAUGGAAGCCUUUACAGUAUUGAAAGAAACAAGUCAUGAUGCUGAAAAAUUGUGUGGCCUUCCCCUGAAUAUUCACGUAUUUACAAAAGAUAAUAGUACAGAAGUUGUCUGUACUGAUUCAAUGGCUAGCCGCUAGCGCUGCAGGCUUAACUUCUUUCAACAAUGUCAUCUUCGUACAAAACUCUCGGAAUGGCUUUCUAAGUUUUUCUUGAGGGAACAAGUACAAAUUGGCCAAACAAGUUUCUUGAAUAUGGAUUUAGAGCAUCAUCAGGGCCGGAGGUUGCAUCAAAGUGAUAGAAUUGUUGCAAGCACAUCUUACAUUACAUCUCUUCCAUUGAAAAUUUCAGCUAAAAAAUCUGAAUUGUUAUGGCUAAGCUAUUGGAAAAUUGGGUCCAAUGAUCCUGCGUUUGAUUCCGGUGAUGAAUUCAGUGUUUCAGUGUUUACAGAUGAUCUGGUUGUUCAAAUAAAGAGGGUUGGUGUACGAAUGCUGCAUGAAGAGGAAGGAACUGAUGAUGAUAGCAGCUCAUCAAACACUAGUCAUGAUGUACAUGUAGCAGCUAAAGCAGAAAUAGCUUCUCAUAUUUUUAGAAAUUAUUAUUGCAGUGACCGUUAUGAUUUUGAUAACCAAAUUAUUAUGUGUUUUUUUGAAAAGAAAUUAAAUGUGAAAAUAAUGAUGGGUUGAGUUGAAUUUUUUUUAGAAUUGGUGUUAUAUUGAAAGCUUUU